Molecule: messenger RNA, 6738 nt
Organism: Rhincodon typus (whale shark)
Lineage: Eukaryota; Metazoa; Chordata; Chondrichthyes; Orectolobiformes; Rhincodontidae
Gene: elapor2b
Product: endosome-lysosome associated apoptosis and autophagy regulator family member 2b
Exons: 22
Coding region: 1-2829 (942 amino acids)
Biological process (GO): positive regulation of BMP signaling pathway
Source: RefSeq, a predicted model, not a curated record
AUGGACAAUGAUUAUCACUAUGAGUACACGGAAUGUGAUAAUACUGGGUCCCGGUGGAGAGUUGCCAUUCCUAAAUCUCCAGGAACGUGCACUGGAUUGCCUGAGCCAAUCAAAGGCAGAGAAUGCUCCUUUUCUUGUGGAUCAGGGGAGUUUCUGGAACUACAAAACCAGAACUGCAGUAAAUGUGCAGCAGGGAGUUACUCCCUGGGAAGUGGCAUUCGAUUUGAUGACUGGGAUACUAUGCCACUUGGAUUUUCAACUGUAGCAACAUUUGUGGACGAUAUGGGAAAGAGUAGUACCAGCAGUAACAAUUGUAACUCAUCCUCCUGGAUUCCCCGAGGAAGUUACAUUGCUUCAAACAGAGAUGAUUGCACAGUUUCCCUCAUCUAUUCAGUACACCUGAAGAAAUCAGGAAGUGUUACAUUUGAUUAUCAAUAUCUGGAUAACUCUAUCUUCUUUGAAUUUUUUGUACAAAAUGAUCGGUGUCAGGAUACAGAAAUGGCAGAACAAAGAUGGGUGUCUAAAACAGAGAGGGAUGAAUGGAAAAAAUAUUCAAUGGUGCUUUCUCUAAAACUUGGAGAAGACCGUGUAGCCUAUACUUCUGAAUGUUUCCUGUGUAAACCUGGAACGUUUAGCGAUACUGCUGGUUCUUCCGUCUGUAAGCCCUGUCCUCGAAAUACGUUUUCUGGAAGAGGAGCCAGUUCCUGCCAGAAAUGUGAUGAAACCAAGCAGUUUUCAGAUGAAGGAUCUAGUGAGUGCAAAGAUCGCCCACCAUGUACAGAGAGAGAUUAUUUUCAGAUACAUACACGAUGUGACAAUGAGAGAAAGACUCAGAUCAUGUACAAAUGGGUUACACCGAAGCUUUGUAGGGAGGAUAUGAAAAAUGCAGUCCAGCUCCCUCCAUCUGGAGAGAAAAAGCCUUGUCCACCAUGUAACCCUGGUUUCUACAACAAUGACACUGCAACCUGUGCUCCCUGCCCUUCUGGAACCUUCUCAGAUGGAAUGAGUCCAUGUAAGCCAUGCCCGGCUGGUACUGAGCCUGUGCUGGGCUUUGAGUAUAAAUGGUGGAACACUUUACCAGCGAAUAUGAAGACCUCAUGCUUCAAUGUUGGAAAUUCCAAGUGUGACAAAAUGAAUGGGUGGGAAGUAGCAGGUGAUCACAUUCACAGUGCCGUUGGAGGGUCUGAUAAUGACUAUCUCAUCUUAAAUCUCCACAUUCCCAGCUUCAGCCCACCGAUUUCAUCAGCACAUUCCAGUGGGUUGGAAGUGGGGAGAAUUACCUUUAUUUUUGAGACUCAGUGUGCUGGAGACUGUGAGUUAUACUUCAUGGCGGAUAUAAACAGAAAGGUGACGAGUGUUGUCGAAUCUUGGGAAGGUACUAAAGAGCGACAGUCGUACACUCACGUCCUAACGAAGAAUGUAGCGGUUACUUACACUUGGGCUUUCCAACGAACAAGUUCCCCUCAAGAGGUCAGAAAGUUUCUGAAUGAUAACGUAAAGAUCUACUCCAUCACUGUGAGCAAUGUGGAAAAUGGCGUGUCUUCGCAUUGCCGGCCUUGUGCACUUGGCCCUGAUCAGCAGAGUUCUUCUUGUGUGCCUUGUCCACCUGGACACUAUAUUGAGAAAGACACAAAUCAGUGCAAGGAAUGUCCUCCAGACACCUACCUCUCAGCCCAUCAUGCGUAUGGUGUAGAGGUAUGCAUUCCCUGUGGACCUGGCAGCAAAAGUGAUAAGGAUCAUUCAGUUUGUUUCAGUGAUUGUUCUUUUACACACACAUUGGAGAAUCGUACUUUAACAUUCAAAUUCAGCAAUCUUAGUGGUGUGGCUUCCUUAAUGAAUGGACCCAGUUUCACCUCAAGAGGGACAAAGUAUUACCAUUUUUUUAACAUUAGCUUAUGUGGAAACGAGGGGAAAAAGAUAGCCAUUUGCUCCGAUAAUGUAACUGAUGUAACAGUCCAAGAUGUACAGAGCGAUCCCAAUGAGUUGAGCAAUUCUGUUGCUUCUUUUCUGUGCCAAUCAACUAUCAUUCCUUCAGACGGGAGGAGUUUCCGAACUGCACUGUCGUCUCAGUCUAUCAGUCUGGCUGAUGCCUUUCUAGGUGCAACUGUUGAAACAUCUGUGCAAAAUUUUACUGCGAGACCAAAUCUAUUUCCUGCCCCUACAAACCACAUACCCGAUAUUCAUUUCUUCUAUAUGUCAUCUCUGUCAACAACAUCGUGUGAAAAUGGGCGUGGAACUGUCAUAACAAUAAGAUGUAAUCCGGGAAAGGAUGGCAAAGGAGAAAUCUCUGUACCAAGUGUCUGUCCAGGUGGAACUUGUGAUGGAUGUACAUUCCUUUUCCUGUGGGAAACUGUCCAGGCCUGUCCACUCUGCACAGCAGCUGACUACCACGCAAUCGAGGGAGCUUGCAAGGGUGGCCUUCAGGAAACCACAUACGUGUGGAAGGAGCCGAAGGUGUGCAACAAAGGAGUCAAACUUCCUGAAAAAAGAAUCACCAACUGUGAGAUGAUAGAUUUUUGGUUGAAAGUUGUUGUUGGAAUUGGAGCUUUUACUGCAGUGUUGCUGGUAAUAUUAACCUGCUAUUUCUGGAAAAAGAACAAGAAGCUAGAGUACAAAUACUCGAGACUGGUGAUGAAUGCAAACUCGAGGGAAGUGGAACUUCCUGCAGCUGAUAGCUGUGCUAUAAUGGAAGGCGAAGAUAAUGAAGAUGAAAUUGUUUAUUCCAAUAAACCUUCCUUACUGGGGAAGCUGAAAUCAUUAACUUCAAAGGACAAAGAAGAUAUUUUUGAGUCUGUUCAACUCAAGUCACCAAGAGCUCGCAAUAUAUGAAGAUGGAAAGUUGGUUACAGAAACGUUGGCAGUAAUCCCUAUUACAAAACACACAGACGUGUACCAGCUUGAACCAUGAAGACAUCUCAAGUACUACUGUACCUGAAAUACUACUGAAAAGAAACAUUUGCAAACAGUCACUGUUUGAUUGCCUUAUUGUGCCAGUUGUAGGGAGUAUCAGACAUGAGUCGCCAAAUGUAAUGAACAUGCUGGUUGCCAAACUGACAACAUAAAUCUCAGGAAGACCUUAUGUUCAUUCUUCUUACUAACUCACCAAUAUAAUUGGACAUUUUAACACAUUUAUUUUUCUUCUACCAUUUGUGCUGUUGCAGGGAUAUUUUUCUUUUUUCCCCUUGUUUCUCUCUGCAGUUAACUGCAUUACUUUAUUUCCUAGAUUUUCAAUGUAGCUGUGUACUGCAAAAGUAGGUUCCAUAAUUUAAAAUGAUAGAUUUAAUCUGUGAAUUAUAUUUAUAGUGUGCAAAUCAGCAGGUAAGCCAAUGAUGAAAAUAAUCUUGUAACGUUUACAAGACAGUGAAUAUCACAUGAUUUUAAAAGAAAUGAAAAGCCCUCUAACACCAUCCCAUCUUGUCUUGUCUGCUGGAUGAAACUCUUUGUACUGGAAAGCUUAAACUUUGUGGAGUGUGCAUUGAACAUGAUUCAGUCUGUGUGCCAUUAGAGAAAAUGAAUACUUGUUGCAAAUACCUAACAGACUGUUUAAAGUGUGGGUGUUGGGCUGUGAUAGCUGGUGCUAAGUCAUGUCUUCACUGGCAAUGGUUUUAAUUGGCACUUGCUCAUUGUACCCCCAUGUGGCUGAUCUGAGGUGUAGCCAGUUCAGGGUGCUCCCUGAAUGUCAUUUUACGUGUUAAUUCAGUAAUGUUUACUAUAGAUGCCACAAAGCGGCAUGCCCGAAUACAUUGUGUUCAUUAUUUUCAAUUAUUGAGAAUGGAAAUAUGAUGCAGUAGAAUUAAUCAGUUUUAAUGUAACAUUCAAACACUUACCUGUUUUUGGCACAAUGAAACACAGGCUUGUAGCUCUUUGAGAAAAGUUGCUGAAAUAAGAACUGAAUUUUUAUGCUUUGUCUGAUGUAAUAGUGAUUGCUGUUAGAAAGCCCUAAGGGUUGGGGCAGGAUGUUGCAAGGAUGGAAUAAGGUUCUGUAUUAGGCAUUGGACUGUGUUGCCAAAGGGAGCAGAAAAACAGUCACAUUUUCAAAAUUCAAUACAUAAAAUGUGUAUUGAAUGAAGCUAUUUCUAUAUAGAUUGUGUAAGAAUUGAUCUGUGUGUUAAAUUAUAGAAGUUAAACGUUAAGGAAAGUUUAAUAAAUAAUUUUGCUACAACAGGGAACUGCUUAAUAACUGAAGAAAGGUUCUGAACAAGUUGUAUCAGACUUAAAACGUUAACUCUGUUUUCUCUCCACAGAUGCUGUCAGACCUGCUGAGUUUCUCCAGCAAUUUCUCUUUUUUUCAUAUUUCCAGCACUGUUAACUGGAAGUGCCCAGGAAAGAUCUUCUACACAGAUUGUUCCUGCCAACAACCAUCAGGUGGCAGCGAGAACAAUUAAAACCAUUUGCAAGUGUUAGUGAGCGAAAGUAUUAAACAAGUCUUACUUCAUCAAAGUACUAAUCAACACUACCCCUUUUUCCUCCAGAUCUGGUGAUGUUAUGUUAUCUUUACCAGUCGGGCUUAUAUUAUCACAAACUUGUCAAUCAAAUCAAAGUUUUGCUUCUCUCAUGAGCAAGGCAGAAGAGUCACAAAGCAUCCUUCAGGUGACUGAAGGUGACCACAGAUACCUUUUUACUUUUAUAAAAAAAAACAAUCUCAACUAGCCAGACCAAAUAUCCUUUCCAAGGCAGUGCUGUUUUGCAAAUUCAGAGGGAAAGACCUUGUCUUUUGAUCUUUAGUUCUGAAGCCUGUACUGUUUAUGAUAAUAAAUGAAUUAGUGAUUUGAAUUUUUGAAACUGUGAAGUGGGGGUGCAAUUUUUGAUAUAAACAUGAGGGUGAAAUGUUCCUUUGUAAUUUUAUGUUUGUUGCAGUUGUGGAUGGACUGGUUACUGAGAACACAGUGCUGCAGGAUUCCCAUUACGUUAAGUCAAGGGGCAUUUUAUUUAGGCAUUACAGUGAACUAUAAAAUUAUAUACACAAAGAUAUUUUAGUUGUAUGAAUGUCUUUUGACCAAGGGAGAGGUGUUUUAUUUGCUAUGGAUUUUUGUUAUUUAAUAAUCAGCUAAUUUAACUGUAAAACAGAACUGGAAGAUUCAGAGUUUAGAAAAGUGAUUUGAAACUAAUGAGCAAACAUAUCAGCACACUUAGAAAAUUGGAAAUGAAGAAUGAUAUUUUGAUUAAUGCCGUGCAUUGUUACUCUAAUGCACAUAAUUGACUUUUAGUAAAGCAGUUUAGUUAGAUAUUAAUUGCAAAAGAUAAAGUAAAACUCAUUUGGCUAGAUGGCUGGUUUGCAAUACAGAAUGACAACAUAGGUUCAAUUCCUAUGCUGGCUGAGGUUACCAUAAAGGACUCUCCAUCUUAACCUCUCCCUCUCUGAUGAGGGAGCAGCUGUAUGGUCCAGGAAGACUCUAGUGACUUUACAAAGGUAGUUUUGAUCUGUGCACAACCAUAAUUUGACACAAGAGGGCAGUGUUUCCACAGUGGAGGUGACUGGUGUUUGGAGUGUACAGUAUACUGUAUCUAAAAAUAUGUUCUUUUGGCUAAUUGUUCCCUGUCUCCUUACCUUCUCCCUGAGUUUCUGCUCAAACCCGUUUUCAUUUUGAUCUGUGUGACAUCUACAUCGAAUCAGUAGCUGGGCAACAUUUUUAAAACAUGGUUAUUUUUUCUGAUGAAGGGUCUAGGCCCGAAACGUCAGCCUCUCUGCUCCUAUGAUGCUGCUUGGCCUGCUGUGUUCAUCCAGCCCUGCACCUUGUUGUCUUAAAUUUUUAAAAAUAUUGUUUUCAAACAAUAUUCCUUAAUGUGCUUGAUAAUUUCAAAAACUUUAAUUAAUACACUUCAAAAUAGAUUUAUUGCAAAAAAUAAGCAUUUUGACUCACAACAUCAGUCCAACUGUAAUUUUAAAUAUCUACAUGUACUUUUAAAAUAUAUACAGAGCUAUUUUGUAAAUUGGGGCAAUCAGUUGUUUUGAAAUUCUUUUUUUUAAAAUUCAAACCCUUUUGUAACUUACCUAAUAGUCACUUUACACCCAAAGGUUCCAGUGAAUUCAUGGAGCCUACUCAAGAUUGAUAACUGGGUGCAGUGGGUGGAAUCUUGGCAGGGUAAUUUAACUCCUAUUGGGGGCAUGAUCCUCCUUUUGGGCCAUAUCUGGUUCCAGUGUGGAGCUUUUUUAAAACCAGCACAAUAUUUUGGGGAAGCUUAAGUUACACUUGAAAUUUCACAAACCUUUACACUAUAUUGUGCAGAUAUUGCAGGUAAUAGCACGGAUAAAAAUGGUGAGGGUAAUUGGAGAGUCCAGGUCAGCAACAUUACAUAAAACUCUUUUAUCAGUUCGAUUUUUUUUUUGAAGUUGCGUGCUUAGUUAUAAUAAAUCAGUUUUCUUCUGAAUAUUACUCACACUGUUAGAUUCUUGUUGCUUUAAGUCCACUGCUGGUCAUUUUUUCCAAAUACAAUGAAGCAUAAAUAUAUAGAGAAAAAAAGUUUUUUUUUAUGAAGCACAGUUGUAUGACACUAUGUUUAGAGACAAAGGUUAUACCAUUUAAAAUUCCUUCCACAUGUUGUGCAUUCUAGUUUAUUUUUGAGAAUGGGUGCAUUGUUUGUAUAUUUUGGAGCCAUGCAUUAUGUGUUUUUUUUUCGCUGAGCUGUACACUCUUUGUUAGCCAAAAUGAUCAUGGUCUUUGGUGUCACCUUUCUUAAAAUAAACGUGAGCAGUUUUGGGAAUUUUUGGUGACUCAUAUUCUGUUCUUUAAGUUGAAA